This is a messenger RNA of Cokeromyces recurvatus, 371 nucleotides long. RefSeq lists its product as uncharacterized. The coding region runs from base 145 to 339 and encodes 64 amino acids. The transcript is spliced from 2 exons. NCBI's taxonomy places the organism in Eukaryota, Fungi, Mucoromycota, Mucoromycetes, Mucorales, Mucoraceae. The record is from RefSeq and is a predicted model, not a curated record.
UACCUGCUCCAACAUACUUUCUGAUAGUUUCAUAAUAACCUGGCCAAAGUCUUGUAGGAAUUUCUAACAUGGAUUUUUAUGAAGUCGAUCGUCAAUAGCACUGUAAUUAGCAGCUUUUGACUUUAAUAGUAAUUCUUCAAGACAAUGCCUAAGCUGGGAUAUUGGUUUUACCAGACCUUACUGCCAACUUUUUUUCAAUCCUAUUUAGAAAUUUUAUCAUAUUUUUAUUGUCAGGAAAUGCGUUUUUUCAAGAAUUUUAUAUCAUUUGUGAGUGCCUUGUAUGCACAUUGUGUUGUUGUGAAUGUGGUUUUGCACACAAUUUCAAAUCGUAAAAUGUAACUUCAUGCUGAACGGGAGGGGUUGCAUGCCAG